This is a messenger RNA of Dermacentor albipictus, 3037 nucleotides long. RefSeq lists its product as uncharacterized. The record is from RefSeq and is a predicted model, not a curated record. Lineage: Eukaryota; Metazoa; Arthropoda; Arachnida; Ixodida; Ixodidae.
AAGAGGUGGCGUGUUUUGUUGUUGUUUUUUUCCACUAAAUGUAGUGGAGGUUGUGCUUCUCUGUGGUUGUGCGUGCUUCCCUCGGCCUUCGCGGCGCAAAACUCAAAACGAAAUUUGGCGUGCUAUCAUGGAAAAACACGGGGAAUCGGCUUACAGCGUUGUGCAUCUCUCUAAGCAGAAUGAGGUGUCCACUGUUCCAUCUUCUUGGGUCGUUGGCGACAAAGUUUCGUUGCCGCCAUACCGAAGCAGCACACGACUGAUCACUGCAAUUAAGGAUAAUGAGGAGCCUUCAGAAGGCUGGACCAGUUAUCAUUGCAGAGUGCUUUUCAAAUGUGCUGACUAUAACGACGCCAGGCUGAAGGAACAACGGGCCAUACAGGUGUGUGAUAUUGACUCUGAUGAUGGAUGUCAUGAGCCAAAGAGGAGGCGAGCACAGCAACAGACUUCAUCCGAUGAAGGAGGUGUUUGUGCUUCAGAUACUGAGUCUGUGAGCCCUAUACCCGGACCACCACCCUCAAAGUUUCGGAAGACAGCACCUUCGGAAGGCGCGACUAUUCCACUCCAGCCAACCACACCCACCUCACAGCCAGUUGCAUCCACUAUGCAGGCAUUGCCAACAGCCAGCGUUCAAGCUAUCCUGAAGGUGCAAGAAGAAACUUUUAAACUGCUGAAGGAGAUGAAAGCCCAGCUGGAUACACUGGCGAAUGCUGUGCAGGGACUGGAAAAUCCUGUCGGACCAGAGCAGACAUCUGGCGGUCCUGUUGAUAGUGGCAUGCUUGAUUUGCUUCCUCUGGCCACUCACCAUGACCUUGAAAAGCUGGAGCAAUGCCUUCACAUACCGAAAAAUAGGACUGAACUUGUGACUUACUUUUCUCAGUUGGGAGGCCCUUCUCUGCUGAAAGCUGCGCGACACCUGAUGAGAAGAUGCAUGCGAGAUGUGUUGGCGCAAGAUUUUUCGCUAACAGGGAGGAAAGGAAAACGCCCGUUUAAUGACUUGCAGCUGCUCCAGGUUGCAACUGAAGCAUUACAAAAGGCAUUCACGACAGCAACGGAGGCAGAUGUGCACGGUGGCAUUGCAAACUGGCUACGGUAUGCCCCUUCACGACAGAAGAAACGAGAGGCACAUCCAUGCUUCGACUAUGAUUCUUCUCCUUCACCUUGAACACAAACUGAAAUGUCUCUGCGUGCCCUCAAAAUGUACUGCAUCCAUCACUGUGGCACCCAAACAUCUUUUUGCCAUUGCCUUCAUCCACAUCACUAUGCUGGUCAUCAGCCAGGACCACCACACUUUGGAUGUUUCUGCAGUCACUUGUGACCAGCUCAAUGCACCUCAUCAGUAACGUGUGAAGCACUUGUGCCAGCUCCUGUUCUUUUGUAGCUGAACAGUUCUGUCAGGCAAAGUGAACAAAGCAGGAGGUGCACCACCAGCGACUGUGCUCAGGCCCAUACUCUCCGCUGAUAGGAAGAGAGGGAAAUGUGUUAAAUCUAUGUGCAUACUAUGCUUGACAGGAGCUGGUAGGUGGCCUACUGGCAGUCCUAACUUUGUACUUUACUGACGGUGUGCAAUGCUGACUGAUCUUGUGUUAUUCCUAGCAAAGCACACUUACCUCCGUAUGCAGAAAUGCAACUUAAGUCGAAGAACAUGCUUGACUUGAUUUAGAUGACGCCUGGCAUUCACGUGCCCAAAGACGCUCACUGCGUUUCUUUUGGCGCGUUCCCGAUAGGUGUCACUCGGGUCAAGUCAAGCAUGGGCUUCAACUUAAGUUGCAUUUCUGAAUACGGGGGUUACUGUACCAGCACUGUGAAAUGUUUAUUUAGGAAUUUGCUAGAAAAUGUUUUCGCACGUUUGAACAUUUUCUGCUUGCAUUCGGUAUCUAAUCCUAUGAUGUAAAUGUGCGAGGCCUCCGACUAUUCGCCAGGGUCAUUGUGAUCAAGAACUUAUUAAUAUUCUCUCAAUGUGCACAAAAGAUUGUUACAUUUUUUAAGUUCAGUUGCUGUCUUAAUGUCGACAUUGUCGAAGAAAGCCUCCAUAGUCAUCUGUAAAAACGAAAUUUCUGUACAGCUGGUUCAAUGAUCCGCAUUUCAUUUUCAAUUAUGGCAGCAGUCACAGACUGCUUUUUGUGUGUUGCUGUAAAGACAUUGCGUAACACAGUCUAUGUCAAUUUCAUUCCUAUACUUGAAGCUGUGAAUUAUCCUGGGUCCUCACUAGUUAUUUAGCGUCUUGCUUUUUAGUGCAGGUUUAUGUUAUUUGCAAUGCUAUAAAUGUUAUUUGUACACAAAAGAACCUGCAGCUUAUCCACUUUUUGACCUGUUUCCAGUACCUGAGUGUUGCACUAGUUGCUGCACUUCGUAAUGCGACCAUUUACGAGUGCAAAAAAUCUAGUCCGAGAGCUUAAGGGUCUAGCCUUAAGGUCAAGCAUGUGUUCCUAAAUAUAGCUAGCCUGCUUUCCUCUUGUGUUGACGUUCGUACACUUGAUGAGUGGCCACACAGUUGUGGAUCGCAGCCUUGCUAGGUUAUUGCCAGCUUUCUUCUCUGUCACAUUGUGUCUGGUCAAAGCUGCCAGGAUAUCUUCAAAAGGACAACUUUGGUCAUAGAAAUAUGUUAAACUAUGCAGUAUCUUGUUUUCUUAAUGGUAUUGUUAACACCAGCAAGGAUUGUUGACAUUAUUUCGAUUUUUUAGACUGUUUUUUACCUUUUUAAUUGUGCUAUGUGUUGUGUCAGUAUAUUGCUCUGUGUAAGACGGUUUAGCCAUGUCAUUGAUAUCGGCUAGCAUUUUCAUCAUGAAUCUCUACAGCUAACUCUAAUCAAUACCUCUUCAAAGAUUGUGAACCCUUACUGUGAAAAAAUUGAUGCAUGGACUUCUUUCUGAUAUUUUGCUGUGUUCCGGACAUGUGUGUUUAUCCUGAGCAAUAUGUACCAAUAUCUUCUUAUUCUGCACUCAAGGAAAAAUUGUAAGAGGUGAUUUUAUUCUUGGUGAUCUCAAACUUGCACAUUUUUUCUGUUAUCUUGUGCAAUAAAUCUUUUCAUGAUAUUGUA